AUGACGAGCUCGACCGUGACGAGCACGACUGUGACGAGCACGACAGGCACGUGGUCCACCACCCGGAGCUCGUCGACCACCACUAGUUUAUGGGUGAUUUCAUUUUGAGUUUUUUCCUCUACGUGGUCUUCACUACGUCUUCACUCAGUGGUCUCUAGCUGUUGAUGUAUUGGCCGGCCAUCCUUGCUUGUUUUAAGUGCAGGAAAAGGCGCGGGGAUGGUCUUCUACUUGUGUCUCUUCUAGAAAGAUCGAUGGGAAAACACUGCAUUCCCUUCUUCAUUAUAUCCUACGGCGACAACAUCAACAACGAAGACAGAAACAAAAACGACGACCACGAUGACGACGACGACGACGACGAAUAUGAUGAGUGAUGAGCAGUCCCAAAAGGUAGAUACGAACGAGACAGAGGAGGAGGGCUUGGGAGUAGACGACGAGGACGAAGGAGUAAACGCCGCCGACUUCUUUGGCUUGAGUGGGACAGGCAGUGACAUGGGGGAAGUGGGAUCAGAUGUCGGAACAGUGACCAAAUCUUUCGUCGGAGGAGUGGUCGUUGCGCUCAUUGCUCAGUUUGCGAUUACGCAGUUGGAUGACUACACCUAGUUCUUGCCAAAACAAACCGUGAUGUCAACGCAAUAUUAAGCAGGAGUUCUACGAACCCUUCACGGCAUACGAGGACGACCUACUCACGGUCACGACCGAGUCAUAUCGAGGUUUUUUUGACCACGCUGCUUCAUCAGCAUGCUGAUAACGUAGACAUCAACGUCCUCGACAUGCGACGUCUAGAGCGAGACUAGACGAGAUUGUGCUUGAGGUGCGCAAGAACAAAACAGCGCAGUCAGAACAAAGCAACGCAGGAACUCGGAAGCAGAAGAACAAUUACAACUUCCUUGAUUGAUUUCGAUAGGGGAUCGGGAUGGAUGGAAUCACAGGAAUUGGGUUAGAAGUCAUUGCGGUAUUCUAAUUUUUGGCAUCAUACCAACUAGAACAUCUAGCGCAACUGAUUGCACCAGUCUUCUAUAUCAAUUUCGCGUCGCACCAUGAUCGACUUCCACAUUUGGUUGAAGCUUGUGGAUGAUUCUCCUCUUAGAUAAUGAAUUGAGGAACAAAGCGGGUUAUAUUAUCAAUUUGGCUAACGUGUCCAUCUUUCUUCAACAUAUCACCAUCACGCCACAAGAA
Amoebophrya sp. A25 is the source of this 1176-nucleotide messenger RNA. The record is from the annotation of a GenBank genome assembly. Lineage: Eukaryota; Dinophyceae; Syndiniales; Amoebophryaceae.